Messenger RNA from Xiphophorus hellerii (green swordtail), 4335 nucleotides. It is a transcript of the gene kcnh7b, whose product is annotated as potassium voltage-gated channel subfamily H member 7. Gene Ontology annotation, molecular function: inward rectifier potassium channel activity. Gene Ontology annotation, biological process: potassium ion transmembrane transport; regulation of membrane potential. The record is from RefSeq and is a predicted model, not a curated record. NCBI's taxonomy places the organism in Eukaryota, Metazoa, Chordata, Actinopteri, Cyprinodontiformes, Poeciliidae. The coding region runs from base 458 to 2656 and encodes 732 amino acids. Gene Ontology annotation, cellular component: plasma membrane. The transcript is spliced from 9 exons.
ACAGUACCCCAGGCAUAGCAGCCUAAGCCCAGUGGGAACAGCGUCACUCCUCUUGGCAUAUUAACCAGCGUCCACUGUAAGCGCCAAACACACCGCGACGGAGGACGUCAGGCUCGCGUCCCAUCCUCUGAGCGAAAUGCUCCGCGUACCGGAUCUCACUCACGCUAUUCUCCCGGAUUCCGUCCGGCGUUUCGGCGAGGGGGCAUUCACACGCACAGGCAUACAAGCGGGAUAAAGAACUCCUCGAUGAAGUACGGAGGUUAAAUUCAGAAUAAGCCCAAAAAAAUUAAAGAAAAAAAAAAAGUGAAAAUAGGUAUCACUCCCCGCCCCCGGUCCGCGCGUAGAGGAUGCAAGAGGAGUCAGCACAAAGACGCAACAUCUGCAACUUCAGGAUUUACGUGUAAAGACGUUUUUUUGUUUGUUUUUUUUAUUGGAGGUCGCGGAAUUAUAAGUAAACAUGCCUGUGAGAAGGGGUCACGUUGCGCCGCAAAACACGUUCCUUGGAUUAAUCAUCCGGAAAUUCGAGGGUCAGAAUCGCAAAUUUGUCAUAGCCAAUGCGAGGGUGGAGAACUGUGCGAUUAUAUACUGUAACGAUGCUUUCUGUGAGAUGACGGGCUUCUCAAGACCAGACAUCAUGCAGAAGCCCUGUACCUGUGACUUUCUCCAUGGGGAUCUCACCGACAAGGAGGCGAUCAACCAGGUGGCGCAGGCUGUGCUUGGCUCCGAAGAGCGCAAGGUGGAGAUCACCUACCACCGGAAGGAUGGGUCUGACUUUCAGUGUACUACUCACAUAAUCCCAGUGAAGAAUGAAGAAGGAGUGGUGAUGAUGUUUAUCUUAAAUUUUGAAUAUGUUGUGGAUGAAGGAAGUGACCACUCCACCGAGAACAUAAGCCCUGCAUCCCCUACAAAGUCAGAUCAAAGAAGGAGCAGAUUCUUUCGCUUCCGUCAGGUCGCCUUGAGCCUGAUGAACACCAACAAGCAAUCUCUUCCACAAGAGGACCCAGACGCCGUGAUGGUGGAUUCUCCCAAAGAAGAUGAGGACUCGGUGGCCAUGGAGAGCUUUCCUUCACCCACAAAGAGCAUUUGCAGUCCUACUGAGGCCAAUGACACGCGUGCCCUCAUAAGUUCUAGCCACCACUCUUCCCAGGCUAGCAUCGGCCCUGAACCACUUGAUCACUCAUCCCUGAAAGUCCCCUGGGACAAGUUGUACCAGACAGAGCCUCACCAGUCCUCCACCUCCCUGUCAAACACCUUCCCCAGAGGCAGCACCGGCAGCAUGAGGAGAGCCUCAUCCAUCCAUGAAAUUGAGGGCUAUAGCUCCAAUUCAAAAAGUGUAUUUAGGGACCGACAUACAAGUGAAGGCCCUUUCAACCAUGUGAAGUCCAGUCUGCUCGGCUCUACCUCUGAUUCAAACAUCAACAAGUACAGCACCAUCAACAAGAUCCCCCUGAUUGCUCUCAACUUCACGGAGGGCACUGAUAAGAAAGCUCAUUCUCCCCCAACCUCUGAGAAAGCCAUCAUAGCACCAAAAGUCAAAGACAGAACUCACAACGUCACAGAAAAAGUUACACAGGUCCUUUCCCUUGGAGCCGAUGUACUUCCAGAGUACAAACUGCAGGCGCCUCGCAUUGAUAAGUUCACCAUCCUCCACUACAGCCCCUUUAAAGCAGUAUGGGACUGGCUGAUCCUGUUGCUGGUCAUCUACACAGCAAUCCUCACUCCUUACUCUGCUGCUUUCCUACUCAAUGACCAGGAGGAGCAGAGGAGACGUGAAUGUGGCUACUCCUGCAGCCCUCUCAAUGUAGUGGAUUUGAUGGUGGACAUCAUGUUCAUUAUUGACAUCCUCAUAAACUUCAGGACAACCUAUGUUAACCACAACGAGGAAGUGGUUAGCCAUCCAGCUAAGAUAGCGAUCCAUUACUUCAAAGGCUGGUUCCUCAUCGAUAUGGUUGCAGCAAUCCCCUUUGAUCUUCUGAUCUUUGGCUCGGGAUCUGAUGAGACAACCACUCUCAUUGGCCUGCUAAAGACAGCGAGGCUCCUACGAUUGGUGCGUGUCGCAAGAAAGCUGGACCGUUACUCUGAGUACGGAGCUGCUGUUCUGAUGUUGCUCAUGUGUAUCUUUGCCCUAAUUGCCCACUGGCUGGCCUGUAUAUGGUAUGCUAUCGGCAAUGUGGAGAAGCCCUACCUAGAGCACAAGAUUGGCUGGCUCGACAAUUUGGCAUUGUCCAUAGGGAAGAGAUACAACUACAGCGAUCCUAACUCUGGUCCCUCCAUCAAGGACAAGUAUGUCACCGCCCUUUACUUCACUUUCAGCAGUCUCACAAGUGUGGGCUUUGGGAAUGUUUCCCCCAAUACCAACUCAGAGAAGAUCUUUUCCAUAUGUGUCAUGUUAAUUGGUUCCCUGAUGUAUGCCAGUAUUUUUGGAAACGUCUCUGCCAUCAUCCAGAGACUGUACUCUGGGACAGCCCGCUACCAUGCUCAAAUGUUACGGGUCAAGGAGUUUAUCCGCUUUCACCAGAUCCCAAACCCUCUCAGGCAACGGUUAGAAGAGUACUUCCAGCACUCAUGGACCUACACCAAUGGCAUUGACAUGAACACGGAGGUACAUCCAUUUGCGCCAUUUGUUUUGUGUAUAAUCUAUUUGAAUAUUCCUUAAAGAAAAGACAUAAUCGUAUUUCAAAGCCAUUUAAUUCAUGUUAUUGGAGUUCAUGUUAUAUAUUCGUGGUAAAUUUAAAUAUUUUAUUCAGAGCUAAAAUGGUUUUACUUUCUUUUUAUUAGAGCUAUAUUUAGAAUGCUACUUGGAUGGGUAAAAAUACUUAGUAAUUCAGAUAAAUAAUAUAAAUUAUGUUUACUAUAUUUUCCCACCAUAGUACUAUUACGGUACUUUUUUUUAACAUUUUGCUAAAACCUGAUUGGAAAUAAUCCAUAUAAUUACAGAUUGUUAUGUUGUCAUAAGUGGUUAAUGUCUUAAUUGCUGUAGAUAACUUGAUUUACCAUAAAUCUAGUAGUGGGUGCUGGACGGCUCAGUUUGCUGUACAUGUGCAAUAUAUGAACAUGUGCAACCAACUGACUUUUGUAAAUGUAAAGCAAUGUAAAAAGACUAUUACAAAGGCUUAAUUGAAAAGUAAUAAUUUAGUUUUACCCUAUUUAACUGUUUUCUCUGACUGAAAAUAUAUUCAUUGUUCUGUUAUUAAAACAAGAUGAAGACCUCUUUAACAUUGGAGUUGUUUUAAGAUGGUUCACUUUAGUCUUAAGCUGUUUUCAUGCCCAUGCUUCAGUCUUUUUAGCAAAGUAAGCUAGAUUACCCCUGAAGGAAGAUGCCUGCUCAAAAUAUAAAAUGUUUGACAUAUGAGAUAAAAGGUUAUGCAUUUUGGUCAGCUUCUUGAUCAACAAAUAAUAAAAAAGAAAAUAUAAAGGAACUGUUUCAUUUGACUUUCUCUGAAACAUCCUUGCAAUAAAUCAUUUCACUGCAAGAAAAUUUUACUUAAAUCCAUAAAAGAUUAAAAUCUAUUUAGUUUGUUAUUGCAGCACAUAAACAUUGGUUGACCAAAGUACUACACAAAAUUAGAUAUAUAUUAUUAUACAUGAAUAAAAUUUAUAGAUAAACUCAAUUCCAUAUUGAUCAAACAAUAGCAAUCAUCUUUGACUAAAAGUCAGUCAUGUCAGAUAGACAGAGAUUUAGACUAAAUAAUUAGCUAGAUACCUUAAAUUCAUCAAAGUGUCCCAUAAAAUGUUUGUUUUUUUUUUUCAAACUAGCCGAUUUCUAUUUGUACAUUUACAUUGUGAUAUAGUGUUUUAUAUUUUCAGUUGAAAACCUACUAUUAAAAAUGUUUGAACUGGAUUGGUAAAAUAAAAAUGAUCAUCAUUUUGGUUUAGAUAAUGGUAUUAGUUAGCAAAAUGACAUAAUGAAAUGAUCAAAUAUGGAAACAUUAGUGCUUUUGGCUGCUGGAAUGUCUACAAAGUACAUAAUCUGCACAGGCCAAAAAAAUGUAAAGAAUCAACACAUAAAGAUUUUAAAAACUACAACAGUUAUGGUUUCUGAGGAGCUAUUUACUAUUUUAGUAUAGUUUGCAAAAUGAUAGGAUUUUCUUGAUUUUACAAAAUAUGUUAUGAUUUGCGUUUUCUGUUGGAUUCUUUCUCAGUUGCUUUUUUUUGGGGGGUUUUCUGGUGUAUUGUACUAUCUUCAAAUCUCAAUAUCCUUUUUUUCCUUAGCGAAAGUGCAGUUAUUUGUCUUGUAACUGAGGACAGCUUCCACUUUGUAGGACAUAGAUUAUUAAAGCAUUCCUGUAUGAUAUAUAACCUAUUUUUGAGCAUUUUGCUGACAGAGUUGUUUGU